Messenger RNA from Amaranthus tricolor (Joseph's coat), 3227 nucleotides. RefSeq names its product AUGMIN subunit 5. Bases 335 to 2665 code for a protein of 776 amino acids. Gene Ontology annotation, biological process: spindle assembly. The transcript has 10 exons. The record is from RefSeq and is a predicted model, not a curated record. NCBI's taxonomy places the organism in Eukaryota, Viridiplantae, Streptophyta, Magnoliopsida, Caryophyllales, Amaranthaceae. Gene Ontology annotation, cellular component: HAUS complex; spindle microtubule.
AAAUCCCAUUAUCGUUUCAAAAAUAUUUUCUCUACUUUUUUCCCACUCCAUUUUUAGUUCAAUUUCUUUAAUAUCCACUCUCUCACUCCUUCCUCUCUCCUCUCAUACUCACAUACUUUCAUUCAAACCCACCUCAAAGUAGUUCCUACAUGUUUCCAAAUUUCCCCUAACAAUUUCAACCGAUUAAUUCAUCAUUUCCUUUCUUCAGAUCCAUUGCAGAAUUCCAGGAUUUUAUUUUCGAAUUUGAAGCACAAUUUUGUAGGAUCUUAAACAAAUCCGUUAUGAUUUAGGGUUUUUUAAUUAAGCGUUUGAUUUGGGGGAACAAUACAGCGAAAUGCAGAGCUCAGCAAGCUCAUCAAUGACGGCACAACCGGAGGCGAUUGUAGAAUGGCUACAGAAAGAAAUGGGUUAUCGACAUUCGGGCCCAUAUUCGGGUUCAAGUCGAGCAGGGUCGGGUCCAUCAGUGGAUGCGAUAAGGAAGGUUUGUAGAGGGAAUAUGAUACCAGUAUGGAAUUUCUUGCUGCAGAGGGUGAAAUCAGAACGAACAGCGGAGACUAUUCGGAGGAAUAUUGUUGUUCAUGGGGGGAAUGAUGUUGGUAGAAGAAUGGAGGAGACUGGAAGGAGGAGAGAGAAUGAGAGGGGAGUUUCGGAGGCGUUGCAGGAACGAGAAGCGGCCGAGAAGGAAGUGGAGAGGUUAAGGAUGGUUCUUAGGAGACAAAGGAAGGAAUUGAAGGCGAAAAUGUUGGAAGUUUCGAGGGAGGAGGCAGAGAGGAAGCGAAUGCUUGAUGAUCGCUCGAAUCUAAGGCAUAAACAGGUUAUGCUGGAGACAUAUGAUCAACAAUGUGAUGAAGCAGCAAAAAUAUUUGCUGAAUAUCAUAAACGCCUGCGUUAUUAUGUUAGUCAGGCUAGGAAUUCACAGAGGUCUAGUGUUGAUCUUUCUACUGAAGUAGCUAGUACCCUUCAUGCCAGCAGUGAAAAAGAGUCGUUGUACUCCAAUGUUAAGGGAGCCAAAGCUGCUGAAGAUGUCAUUCUUAUUGAAACUACACGUGAAAGAAAUAUAAGAAAAGCCUGUGAGUUUCUUGCAUUACAUACACUUGAUAAAAUACGCUGCUCUUUCCCAGCAUUUGAAGGGAAUGGUGUACACUCAAAUCCACAGCUUGAAGCAGCUAAGAUUGGUUACGAUUUUGAUGGGGGAAUACCCGAAGAAGUCAAAAUCAUUGUUGGGAAUUGCUUGAAAAAUCCACCUUUGUUACUUCAAGCUAUCACUGCAUAUAGUCAGCGAUUGAAAUCGCUGAUUAGUAGGGAAAUAGAAAAAGUUGAUGUUAGAGCUGAUGCUGAAGCACUUAGGUACAAGUAUGAAAACAAUCGAGUAAUGGAUGCUUCAUCUCCGGAUGUCACAUCACCAUUGAACUAUCAGCUAUAUGGUAAUGGAAAGAUAGCAGCAGAUUUACCUUCAAAAGGAAGUGAAAAUCAGCUUUUAGAAAGACAGAAAGCUCAUGUUCAGCAAUUUAUAGCUACAGAGGAUGCUGUAAAUAAAGCUGGUGAAGCCAGAAGCAUGUCUCAGAAACUUCUGACGCGUCUGCAUGGAAGUGGAGAUACUAAUCAUCAACUGUCCACUGUUGGAGGAACGCAGAGUGUUGGGAGUCUCAGGCAAUUCCAGCUGGAAGUAUGGACAAAGGAGAGAGAAGCUGCUGGGUUGAGGGCAAGUGUAAGCACUUUAAUGUCUGAGGUGCAGCGGUUAAAUAAGUUAUGUGCUGAGAGAAAAGAAGCUGAGGAUUCAUUGAAAAAGAAAUGGAAAAAGAUUGAGGAGUUUGAUUCGCGAAGAUCUGAACUUGAGUUCAUCUACACUGCUCUACUUGAUGCUAACAAGGCUGCUGCAGCAUUUUGGAGUCAACAGCCAUUGCUGGCCCGUGAAUAUGCAUCAAGUACUAUCAUCCCAGCAUCUUCAAUUGUGAUAGAAUUAUCAAAUAGUGCAAAGGAUUUCAUUGAAAAAGAAGUUUCAUCUUUCAUGCAAAGUCCUGAUAACAGUCUGUACAUGCUGCCAGCAAGCCCGCAGGCUCUUUUGGAGUCCAUGGGGGCUAGUGGAUCUACGGGACCAGAGGCCCUGGCUGCUGUGGAGAAAACGGCUGCGUUGCUGACUGCCAGGGCUGGUGCAAGAGAUCCAUCUGCAAUUCCUUCCAUUUGUCGAAUUUCUGCUGCUCUUAACUGCCCUUCUGGCUCAGAUGAUGGUUUGACAUCAGUAUUAAAAGCCUUGGAAUUUUCUCUGAAAUUGCGGGGUUCUGAGGCUUGUGUGCUGGAGGACUUAGCUAAGGCAAUCAAUUUGGUUCACAAUCGGAGAGACCUUGUUGAAAGUGGUCGUACGGUGUUGAAUCAUGCUCAUCAUGUCCAACAGGAAUAUGAAAGGACUACAAGGUAUUGUCUCUCGCUGGCUGCUGAACAAGAGAGAACUGUGGUCGAAGAAUGGCUACCAGAGCUCAGAAAUGCUGUAAUAAAUGCUCAGAAGAGCUUGGAAAAUUGCAAAUGUGUCUGGGGUUUGCUCGAAGAGUGGUGGGAGCAACCUGCCUCCACAGUUGUUGACUGGGUUAAAGUGGAUGGUCAAAAUGUCGGUGCUUGGGUUAACCACGUCAAGCAACUUCUUGCAUUUUAUGAUCAGGAAAUGCUAUAAGUAAGUGAGCAUUCUCAAUGGACUAACAUCAUCACAAUAUCUACAACAUCGACCGCUUGCAAAAUCGCAACUCGAGUUUUCACCUAGAGAUGGCUCAACGUUCAAACCGAAAGGUAUAGAGCAAUUAUACCAGUUUUUGGGUCCAUGGAAACAGCGGGAGAUACCUGAUUCCAAAUUAGAGUUACCAUAUGUUUCUCCCCCUUUACGCUUCCUUCUCCUUUCUCCCCCACCCAUGUUUUUGUACAGCGUGUCCUUGUAUAAGCUUUGUAUUGAUACAAUUAUCCAGGGUUUCCAUGCCAUUAGAAAAGGCAAUGAUUCCUCCAACCAUAUUUCUCUGAGAUUAGGAGUGCGGUGCAGUGCUGCGAGCAUGAUUUGUUAUGUAAAAAUUUCUUGUAGGCUUCAUUUCUCCUAUUGUUAAUCAAAUGCCAAUUCUUUUUGUACUCCUAAUUUACAGAAGUAACAAUGCCUUUUGUAUAUCCUUGAGAGAAACUCGCAGGUUUGCAAUUACUAUGGAUUAUUUGUACUUAUGUACAACUGCUAUCUUAUUUGUAAGAUUCGAAUC